GAUCCCGCCGUCGCGGCAAAGAGCCGCCUUUGUUCCGCGGCCUAAGAGGAGCUGGGGUCCGGCGGCUGCACUAUGAUACCCAGGAGGACUGCGCAGGGAAGGCGCCCGAGGUGGCUGCUCUCCAUCAUCUCCGCGCUGCUCUCCGCUGUCCUGCAGACGCGCUCCGCGACAGGGGCAGCUUCCCAGGACCACCUGGACCUCACAGAGCUCAUCGGCGUCCCAUUACCCUCAUCUGUGUCCUUUGUCACCGGCUACGGCGGUUUUCCGGCCUACAGCUUUGGACCUGGUGCCAAUGUCGGCCGCCCAGCCAGGACCCUCAUCCCACAUACCUUCUUCAGGGACUUCGCCAUUGGUGUGGCGGUGAAGCCUAACAGUGCCGGUGGAGGCGUGCUCUUUGCCAUCACUGAUGCUUUCCAGAAAGUCAUCUACCUGGGCCUUCGGCUUUCCGGUGUGGAGGACGGCCGCCAGCGCGUUAUCCUCUACUACACUGAACCAGGCUCCCAGGUGUCCCAGGAAGCUGCUGUCUUCUCAAUGCCAGUGAUGACCAACAGGUGGAAUCAUUUUGCUGUGACCAUCCAGGGCGAGGAAGUGGCUCUUCUCGUGGACUGUGAGGAACACAGCCACGUCCUCUUCCAGCGGUCUUCCCGGCCUCUGAUGUUUGAGCCCAGCGCUGGGAUCUUUGUGGGCAAUGCAGGAGCCACGGGGCUGGAGAGAUUUACGGGCUCCAUACAGCAGCUUACCAUCUAUACAGAUCCCAGGACCCCUGAAGAGCUGUGUGAAGCACAGGAGUCCUCGGCAUCUGGAGAAGCCAGUGGGCUUCAGGAGAUGGAUGAAGUUGCUGAAAUCAUGGAAGCUGUCACCUACACCCAAGCCCCGCCUAAAGAAGUGCACGUUGAUCCCAUAAGCGUGCCUCCUACUUCACUUUCCUCCGCUGAGGACACGGAGCUUUCUGGUGAACCGGCACCAGAAGGAACCCCAGAAACCAACUUGAGCGUCAUUGGGUACAGCAUCCCUGAGCAAGGGUCUGGUGAAAUUCUGAAUGAUACACUGGAGGUCAGCAUUGUGAGUAGGGACCCCAGGACUGAGGAUGGCUCAGGGGAUGGCACCUUGUUGAACGUCACUGACGGUCAGGGGUUAUCAGCAACAGCAACUGGGGAGGCCGGAGUGCCUGUCACCACUACGCUGGAAGCAGAGAUCAGCAGUGUGCCUACUGGGGGGCCCGCCAUGGCCAUGUCUACCCAGAACUCCAGGGAAGUGGCCACUCCAGAUCCAGAGACUGAAGAAAAUCCAGCAGCAACGGCAUCAGGGGAUGGUGAGGUACCCACCGGCACCACUGGGGAUGCAGAGGCUGGCAGCGUGCCCACUGGAGGGCCAACCCUGGAGCCAAGAGAAGAAGCCAGUCUGGGUCCAAAAGGUGAAGGAUGGUUAUCCCCAGCUGUGUCCAAAGUGCCCCCCGGUGCCUUCGAGGAAGAGGAAGCCAGUGGGACUGCCAACGACAGCCUGGAUAGCUCCACGCCCACAAUGGCCCUUGAGCAAGCCAGCGGGGACUCUACAGACACCCAGGCCACUCUGACACCCACAGUGGCCCUUGAGCAAGCCAGCGGGGACCCUACAGACACCCAGGCCACUCUGACACCCACAAUGGUCCUUGAGCAAGUGUUUACUACUGUACCCACCAAUGAGGAAGACUUGAUGGCCUCCACAGAGGGAGCCGAAGAGGAGGGAUCUGGCAGCACGCCCCCCAGUGGGCCUCCACUCCCCACACCCACAGUGGGUCCUGAGAGGCAGGUCACUCUGGUAGGUGUGGAGGCUGAGGGCUCUGGCUCCAUUUGGGGCGUGGAAGCGGGCUCGGGCUCUGGAGACAUUAUGGAGAAUGAGGAUCUGUUGAGAGGUCCUCCGGGCCCCCCAGGCCCACCUGGAUCACCUGGGAUUCCAGGAAAGCCAGGAACUGAUAUUUUCAUGGGACCCCCUGGAUCUCCUGGAGAGGAUGGAGCUGCUGGUGAGCCAGGACCCCCGGGCCCCGAGGGACAGCCUGGACUUACUGGAGCCUCUGGCCAACCUGGAAUGAAAGGAGAGAAGGGAGCAAGAGGGCCUAAUGGCUCGGUUGGCGAGAAGGGUGAUCCUGGCAACCGAGGCUUACCAGGGCCCCCAGGGAAGAAUGGAGAAGUUGGAACUCCUGGGGUCAUGGGACCACCAGGGCCUCCUGGACCCCCUGGGCCCCCAGGCCCGGGUUGUACAACAGAACCGGGAUUUGAGAUCGAAGGCUCUGGGGACAUCCAGCUGUUGAGCAAACCCAGAAUCUUGGGACCCACUGCUCCAAGUGGUCCCAAGGGAGAAAAAGGAGAGCAAGGCCUCAAGGGUGAACCAGGAGUCGACGGAGCCAGCACUGUGGGUCCCCCUGGGCCCAGGGGACCACCUGGACACGUCGAGGUCCUGUCCAGUUCUUUGGUCAACAUCACCAAUGGAUUCAUGAAUUUCUCGGACAUUCCUGAGCUCAUGGGGCCUCCGGGGCCAGAUGGUAUACCAGGGCUGCCAGGAUUUCCGGGCCCUAGAGGACCGAAAGGUGACACUGGUGUGCCCGGCUUCCCAGGUCUAAAAGGAGAACAGGGCGAGAAGGGAGAGCCCGGUGCCAUCCUGACUGGGGACAUUCCUCUGGAAAUGGUGAAAGGGAGAAAGGGUGAACCUGGAAUGCACGGAGCCCCAGGACCCAUGGGACCCAAAGGACCACCAGGACACAAAGGAGAAUUUGGCUUCCCGGGACGACCUGGUCGCCCAGGACUGAACGGCCUCAAGGGUGCCAAAGGAGAUCGCGGCCUCAUGAUGCCAGGUCCACCUGGCCUACCUGGACCCCCAGGACCUCCAGGACCCCCUGGAGCUGUGGUCAACAUCAAAGGUGCUGUUUUUCCCGUACCUGCCCGGCCACACUGCAAAACACCAGUUGGUACUGCUCACCCUGGUGACCCGGAGCUUGUCACUUUCCACGGUGUUAAAGGAGAGAAAGGGUCCUGGGGUCUUCCUGGGUCAAAAGGAGAAAAGGGGGACCAAGGAGCCCAAGGACCACCAGGCCCUCCGGUUGAUGCAGCUUACCUGAGAUAUUUCCUCAACAGCUUGAAGGGUGAGAGUGGAGAUGCAGCCUUCAGAGGAGAGCCCAGCAACAACCUCUUUGUGUCUGGGCCUCCAGGCCUCCCAGGACACCCAGGCUCGAUUGGUCAGAAGGGAGAGGCUAUUGUCGGGCCCCAGGGACCCCCAGGAACUCCAGGCCUGCCUGGUCCUCCUGGCUUUGGGAGACCUGGUGCUCCUGGACCACCGGGACCACCUGGGCCACCAGGACCUCCUGCCAUCCUGGGUGCAGCUGUGGCUCUUCCAGGCCCACCUGGCCCUCCAGGACAGCCAGGACUCCCUGGAUCCAGAAACUUGGUCACGGCACUCAGCAACAUGGGUGACAUGCUGCAGAAAGCACACUUGGUCAUAGAAGGGACGUUCAUCUAUCUGAGGGACAGUGGGGACUUUUUCAUUCGUGUCCGAGAUGGUUGGAAAAAAUUACAGUUAGGGGAACUCAUCCCCAUUCCUGACGACAGUCCCCCACCACCGGCACUUUCCAGCAAUCCAUACCAGCCGCAGCCUCCACUGAACCCCAUUUUAAGUGCUAAUUAUGAGAGGCCUGUUCUGCACCUGGUUGCUCUGAACACACCGGUGGCUGGGGACAUCCGAGCUGAUUUCCAGUGCUUCCAGCAGGCCAGAGCCGUGGGCAUGUUGUCUACCUACCGAGCUUUCCUAUCAUCCCACUUGCAGGAUCUCUCCACAGUUGUGAGGAAGGCAGAGAGAUUCAGCCUUCCAAUUGUGAACCUCAAGGGUCAAGUGCUUUUUAACAACUGGGACUCGAUAUUUUCUGGUGAUGGAGGUCAGUUCAAUACGCACAUUCCGAUAUACUCCUUUGAUGGCCGAGACGUGAUGACUGAUCCCUCCUGGCCGCAGAAGGUUGUUUGGCAUGGCUCCAACCCCCAUGGCGUCCGUCUUGUGGACAAGUACUGUGAAGCCUGGAGAACCACAGACAUGGCAGUGACGGGAUUUGCCUCCCCGCUCAGCACAGGGAAGAUUCUGGACCAGAAAGCUUAUAGCUGUGCUAAUAGACUAAUCGUUUUGUGUAUCGAAAACAGUUUCAUGACAGACACUAGGAAGUAAUAACCUUCCCAUGAUUCUU
This is a messenger RNA of Acomys russatus (golden spiny mouse), 4201 nucleotides long. RefSeq names its product collagen type XV alpha 1 chain (gene Col15a1). Bases 73 to 4182 code for a protein of 1369 amino acids. The transcript is spliced from 40 exons. Gene Ontology annotation, cellular component: basement membrane. NCBI's taxonomy places the organism in Eukaryota, Metazoa, Chordata, Mammalia, Rodentia, Muridae. The record is from RefSeq and is a predicted model, not a curated record.